CAAGGAGACGAACAAGGCCCCUACCGAGGUCUGCGGUAUUUAGUGGGAAGAAUAUUCUGCACCUGGGCUCCAGAAGGAAGGGCAAGAGGCAGAGUUGGACGAAGGAGGUGAUCGAUCGAUCGAUCAAUCAAUCGAGCUUCGAAGGAAGUGCAGAGGAAUCGCCAAGAGGUACAAAUCCGCAGCCUCGAGCAGCGCCCGUCGUCCGUCGUCCAGGUGACAGGAGAGUAGGGAGCAGCAGCGGGGAGCACGAUGCAGGCCGCUUUGCGAUCAUCUGCUAUUACCGUGCGGAACGCCUUCCUACAGCAUUUGCGCCUGACUGUGGCGGCUACGAGUCACAGAGUGCCCAUUUUGCUCGAUAGCAGAGUUUCCUUCUCCAGUGAUCAUGGCACCUACUUGGACAAGUCCUCGGUCACUGAUCGCAUCCUUGAGCUAGUGAAAAAAAUGGAGAAAGUCGAUCCUGCGAAGGUGACUCCACAAGCUUCUUUUCAAGGUGAUCUAGGUCUUGACAGUCUUGACACUGUGGAGGUCGUGAUGGCCAUUGAGGAAGAAUUCGCACUUGAGAUCCCUGACGCUGAAGCUGACAAAAUAUCCUCAUGUGCGGAAGCUAUCGAGUAUGUUGCAGCACAUCCACGGGCCAAGUAGGAGAAUUCAAGCUGUUACAUGAUCCUUACAACAUUUUUCGGGCUUCUUUCCAGUCAAUUAGGUGUUCCAAGUCCAAGCAACUGGUGUUGCUGUUUUAAUUGUUAGCGAUCGGCAGAAGAUCCCUCAACUGCCUCAGCAUGCAGAGUGCUGGUCUUUUUGGUCGAUCGAAUCAUAUGUAGGCAAGUGCGCGAAUUUGACAACACCAUGGUUUUCGCCAACGAUUAUUGACAGUGAAGGAUGUGAAGUUCAGAAAUUUUGCUCCAUUGUUUAUCUUUUUUGGGUUGUAUUCCGUUCAUUUGACUAUAUUUUCCAGUGAAGAAGAGAACAACCCUUUGCUGUGAUUGUUCUGCUAGUUUUAUAUGGUAUGCAAGAUGUGGGCAUCGCUCCUUGACCACUCCAGGUUUGUGGAGGACUGGAAUUCUUCCAUCAGCUAUUUCUUACCUCUCAUGAAAACACAGUGCAUGAGAACCUGCUUAUCUCGCUGAUCUUAGCAAUAUAAACACUUUGAUUAAAGUUGCAAAUUUAUAACACAUACUGACCAACCUGGUCUGCAAGCAUUUAUGCUAUAUUUGUCUGGUGCACU
Messenger RNA from Marchantia polymorpha subsp. ruderalis, 1225 nucleotides. The record is from the annotation of a GenBank genome assembly. Lineage: Eukaryota; Viridiplantae; Streptophyta; Marchantiopsida; Marchantiales; Marchantiaceae.